CCACAACAAUGCAGGCAGCGUGACUCAACAUGACGCAAUAUGGACUUCAUAUAAGUAUAGUUGUUUGUGACUGUUGCCAGUGUUACCAUUACUUCAUCUGCCCUCUGAAAGUCUCUUGCGAAGGAAGCGUCGUUACAUAUCCCGAGCAGAUAGAUGGAAGAAGAAGAAAACUUUCAACUCUACUCCGUUGAGGGUGGCGGAGAGGGAGGUCGUCACUCUCUGUUGAAAGCACCCAAAUAUCUCGCAAAGAGACACCAGGGAGUGCCCAGUGACCAAGUCUUCAACAUCCUCAUGGCUGAUGCGUCAGGUUCCAUGAAAGAGAGAUGGAAGAAGGUUGUUAGCGGGUGGCAGCGAUAUAUUGCUGGAAGGUUAACAGGUCGUUCAAAAAUUUACAUAUUUGACACCAUUGUCAGGUUCCUGAGAAAUGACAAAGUGCUUUUGGAAAAAGACUUCACAGGCUACUCUACCAACCUCACAGCGGCAUUUGAAACAAUCAGGUUAGAAAUAUCCAGUUGCAAGGAGUCUCACGUUAAUGUUUUUCUCGUCACUGAUGGCCAGCAUAACUUUCAUGAGAAAGUUGGACGGCCUGAAUCUGAAAUCAUUCAGAUGGCGCCACCUGCAGGGAAGACAGUGCGUGUGUUUGUCCUUGGAAUAGGGUGUGAGUUUCCAGUGAAUUAUAGUAUUGAUAUUCGUUCUCACCUGCAUAAUGGGUGUGCUAAUGUCCCUACUUUGUUCUGGGCUAAAGAGGAUGUUGAGAUAGAGGAAGUGAUGUCUGCUAUUGGUGCCGAAUUGAUCGCAACUUUUGCCAUUAUUCAUCUAAAUGUUGAAGGAUAUAUUCUCCCUGGUGGAGAUAAAACAAGUCGAAUCCAUCUCGGAGAAUGGUUGUAUUUUCCUGUGGCUCCAGAACAAUUGCCAGUGAUUACUGUCACAGUUAAUGAUGCGGAUUUCGAGUCUUUGACAAUGUCGCCUCAGGAAGUUGAGAUUGGACUUCUAAUUGAUGAGGUAUUCAGACAGUGGAAUUCGGUGAUGCUGCAGUUGCAUCGAAAAGGUUCUAGUGUUCCCUACGGCACUUUCAGUCUGAUGGAAUCUCUGUUCAAGUGUUCUUUGGAAAAGCUGAAAGCUAAUAUAAAAGGAAAUGGUAUCAAGAGUAGGAUCCAUUCGAAGCUUGCCAAAACUUGUGCCAGUGAAUAUGCAGCACUUAUGAACCAGAGUAAACAAGUCAUUGAUUUGGAUAAUCAGUACAAAGACGAAAUUCAGUUGGCUGAAGCAGUGUUAAAAACUACUGUUACCAAUAGGAAAUAUGACAGAAAGAACCUCCGAUUAAAGGGUCAUGGCAGUAAUGAAUUUGAAGCAGAUGUCGAGGCUUUCAAAACAAUAUAUGAUGAUAUCAGGGCAAACAUACUUUCCCUGCCAUCCCCAUCGUCUGAUGAAUGCUGCCAGUUGACUCAUACUUCCACUCUCGCAGAUCUGCAAGACCCUGACUUCCCAAUGGUGUUGGAGCAGAACAAGUUUAAUUUCCUAAAGACAUUUGCAAUGACUGGCAUUCCAGCAUACGCCCCCAUCCGUGAUGCUUCCCAGAUCAACCCGUGGACGAUCACGAUCAGACACUUGCUAUCUUCUCCUUAUGCUGUUUUAAGCCAGAAAGCCCUGGAAGCUUGUGCCGAGGAAGACCCAGGCUGCUUAGAUGCAGAGGAAAAAUUUGUUUUAGCUGAUAAGAAUGAUCCCAAAACAAAGUUCAACAUAAUCAUUCCAUUAGUGCCCACAACUGCAACAAAGAUAUUGAAGCCUGUUGUCUGUUCAAAUUUGUACGCAAUGCUUUCUACCUUUUGUAUACUGAAGAACCCUCAUGUUGUCGACUACGACGCUCACAUUGCUUCCUUGGCUGCAGCUUGGGUUUCAACGGUAAGAAAUUUCCCCAUUGAUGGGAGACCACAAUUCAUCUGCAACAGGCUAGAAAGUAUCAUUGCAACAGCCAAACUUUACAUAACUCGUCCAUCCAUAAAAACUUACAUCGCUGCACUUUUAAUAGACCCCGAUCAGGCCCUCAUGACGGAAAGCACACAGGAGUUCGAGGGUCACACUGUCAAGUCCGAGUCUCUCGUAAAGCCAAUGUUCUUUCUGUAUAUCAUGAAGAAUAGGCUCAAAGAACGAGAAAAGGAGUCCCUGUUGGAGAUGCUUAUGGCGGAAUUCAUCGGUCGUUGUGUUCCACACUGCGCGGAUUAUGCAAAGACUUCUCCUUUCACCGAGUUCUUUGCCCGAGAUGUGAGCAGUCCCAAGAAGAAAGAAGCAUGGAUAGAGAAUACCCUUCAGGCUCUGCUUUGUAACCUUCGUGGGAUUUGCCACUCUCUCUUGGAAGCCUUCUUCACUUUGGAUGACCUACGUUUAGCCAUCAAGAAGUGGGUGAAGGAAAAGGGCAACAUAUCUGGUCCAAUGCCAUUCGAAAACUUACUAAACAUCGACAUGGCAAAGAUUAAGGAGUUGAGGAACUUUGGAGGCUGCGGUGAUGUAAGGGCGAGUGAUUUCAAGUGUUGGGCCGAAGAAAUGGGCCUUGGGAGAGCCAGUAUCAAGAAAGCAGCGUCCCCAGAAAUGGUAACAGUUUACGUGUGUGAAGCUCUGCUGAAUCGCAAUUCGAGGGACCGGGUGUUGAAAGCAGCCAUGACCAAAGAAGAUGCCAUGGCCAUUGUUCAUCAAAGAGUGAUGGCUGAGACAUCUCUUUGGCUAAGAUCAGAACUACUGCAGAAGGUUUAUUCAUACAUUGAGGAGACAUGGAAGCACGAAUAUUUCAUUGCUCAUCAGAAUGUAGUGAUGCCCAUGACACCUAUUGAAGUGGUGAAGAAAGCCACCGAAAAGGGCAUCGAUGUCUCUCUAGAGACAUUCAAGCAAAUUUACAGGUACAACGACAGACUGGGCUUACUGCGCAAUGCAUGUCAGCUUCCAAGUUGCCCUCAUUAUCUGGUACCCCGGAGGAACUUCAAUCAGCAUUUGUCAGUUGAGAGGGAACGAAAGGACUUCCCACAUGCGCUCCAUCUGGUGUCUAAGAAUCUGGGACCGGAAGGUUGUGACCGCGUGGUUGAAGAGGUGUCACAGGGAAGUCACUCUGGCACGAACUACAGGAGACGUCCCUUACCACCACCCGUCGACACCCUGACACCUUUGAAGGAUCAGAUAUCGAGGCUUAUCGAUCGCUACACCGAGGAGAGAUAAAAGGCAGUUUUAGAUUAGCUCAGUUUUGCAUAGAGAAGGCUGCCUCGCCGUCAUUUGUGAUAAGUUUGUGUGGCGUAGAAACUAGCGUUGGCAUGCGUAGUAUAUAAUGUUCGAAACUCACAAUGCCGUAGACUUAUAUGUUUAUAAGGAAUUAGUUCUUGUUUUGAAAGUGUUAAGUAGUAACAUACAGAGUUAUUUUUUAUAUACAGAUAAAGUUGAAUUAGAUGAAUCAGACGAUAUUAAAUCUAUUUUUGUACCCACAUGUGAAAAAUAAGUAGUUUUGAUGCAUGCAGUAGUUUUUUGUUUGUUUGGAUAAAAGGUUGGCAAUGUCUAGUAGUAUGUAAUGUACAUAUGCUUAGAGUAAAUUUUAAUUAUGUAGAGAAAAAUCAAUAUUGUAAUAUAAUAUAUUUUCAUAUCAUACAUGUAAUAAGUCAUGCAGUUAGUAAAAAAUGGAAUUAUGAA
Macrobrachium nipponense is the source of this 3666-nucleotide messenger RNA. RefSeq lists its product as uncharacterized. The record is from RefSeq and is a predicted model, not a curated record. Lineage: Eukaryota; Metazoa; Arthropoda; Malacostraca; Decapoda; Palaemonidae. The transcript has 9 exons. The coding region runs from base 154 to 3204 and encodes 1016 amino acids.